Molecule: messenger RNA, 3119 nt
Organism: Callorhinchus milii (elephant shark)
Lineage: Eukaryota; Metazoa; Chordata; Chondrichthyes; Chimaeriformes; Callorhinchidae
Product: FERM domain-containing protein 6
Exons: 14
Coding region: 224-2119 (631 amino acids)
Biological process (GO): positive regulation of hippo signaling
Cellular component (GO): cytoskeleton; cytoplasmic side of apical plasma membrane
Source: RefSeq, a predicted model, not a curated record
GUGUGUGUGUGUGAGUGAGUGAGUGAGUGUGUGAAGCCAACCUGUUGCAGUGUGUCGCUGACUCAGUUCCGAGCUGCAGAUCUCACUGCCCUCCAGUCUGCAGUGUUAUCCCUUUACUGCUCACCAGCAAACACUCACUCACUCACUCACUCACUCAGGGUUUGUACCAGAGGCAGAAUGCAGAGAUAUUGAAAUCCAUAAUUUGGCAGCAAGCUGUGCUCUGAUGCCACUCAGUGCAGAGAGGAAGACAGCACUGGACAGAAAUUUUGUAAAACUGAAAUCUUUACACAGUCCCAUCAUGAGCAAACAGAUUUUUCCACCUAAAGUAACACUGGAGCGACGCAGUAUUUCUGUUCUUCUAUCAAACAAAGAACGACUUGAAGUCCUUGUUGGAAUCAAAGCUACUGGCCAGGAGCUCCACAAUCAAGUUUGUGAGUUACUGAAGAUCAAGGAUGCUCACUUCUUUGGUAUUAGUGUGGUAAAAAACAAUGAGCACAUUUUCAUGGACUUGGAACAGAAGCUUACUAAAUAUUUUCCCAAGGAAUGGAAGAAAGAAAUCAAUAAAAACCAUGAAAAAUUUGGAUCUCCAUAUGUCGUUAGUUUCAGGGUACAGUAUUAUGUUGAAAACGGAAAAGUAAUAAGUGACAAAAUAGCAAGACACUUCUACUACUUACAACUGAAGGAUCAAGUUUUGAGAUCGCGGUGCACAAGCAAAGAGGAAGUCUAUUUCUUGCUUGCAGCAUACGCAUUGCAGGCUGACCUGGGAAACUACAAAGAGAAGGUGUACGCUGGAAAAUAUUUUGAGCCUCAGAAAUAUUUCCCUGAAUGGGUAAUUAACAAAAGGGGUCGUGAUUACAUUUUGAAGCAUGCGCCUGAAGUGCACAGAGAACAGAAUGGACUGACUGCUAAAGAGGCUCUGCUGAGGUUUAUUAAAGAAGCUUGCCUUUUAGAGGAUGUGCCUGUCCAUUAUUACAGACUCCAGAAAGACAAGAAGGAAGAGGCUCCCUCAGUAGUGCUUGGGCUGACCCUGAAAGGCAUGCUUAUUUAUCAGGAAUCUCAUAAUGUUCAACACUUGCUUUACGACUUUCCAUGGUCAAACGUUGGCAAGCUUACUUUCCUGGGGAAGAAGUUUGAGAUCCAGCCAGAUGGUUUACCUUCAGCCCAGAAACUGGUCUAUUACACAGGCUGUCCGUUCCGGUCUAAGCAUUUGUUACAACUGCUCAGCAACAGCCACAGGCUUUAUAUGAACAUCCAGCCUGUGCUCAGACAGAUCCGAAAACGAGAGGAGACUGAGGAAAAAAAGCGCUACAGAGAGUCGUACGUAAGUGAUCCCUUUGAGAUGGACUUGGAGCACCUGGAUAAGAAUUCCUAUGGUAGUGGGAGCAGUCGGGGCAGUGUGAGGAACAAGAGAUUCUCCCGACAGUCAACGGUUAGCCAUGGCAGUUCACACACCUCUGGGAUUGAGGCCGAUUCAAGACAUAGAAUGUCUGUGGAGAUGGCAGUGGAUGAACCCUUCUCCAUUGAGCCAGUGCAUAGCCCGGUCAAAUCCUGCAGUUCAAUGAACAGCCAUGGCAGUUCACAUACAUCAGGAAUAGAGAGCGGUAGCAAAGACCGAGCUAAGGAAGAUUCCGAAGAUGAUGAAGUGGAGGUCCCUGUUGAUGGUCCACUUGAAAUACAGCAGAACGAUGAGUUCAUUGAAGGUGAAUCUGUUGACUAUCCUCUUUUAAACUACCCUCUUUUAGUCAAGGACCACUGGCAAGAUAGCAACGGAACUGCUGUGAAUUUGUCUGAUCCCUUGGUGAAACUUAGAGGACAAAGUGCAUACUCACUUUCACAGGUUGCACAAUCUAAGCUAAGAAACUCGACUGAUCGUCAUAGUCAGAGUUUGGAUGAUGUGCGUCUCUACAAGCAGCAACCACCUUUAGGCUCCACUUUGUCUUCAGACACCUCUCAGAGCUACACAUUUGGGUAUAUUCAUGAGGACAAAGAUAGUCAAUUUUGUUAUACUUACUCUACAGCAGAUUGUAAAACCAAAUCCACCUUUUACGGCAAACGUUCAAUGAAUUGUCUAUCCUUGGAUCUCCUUGGUGAAGAACAGCUGUUGGAAUUUAUAGUGUGAUGAAAUGAUAAACAAACACUGGACAUGAAGUGCAGUCUGAGUUACAAUACUCACGAUAAGGCUGGAGAGUGAAGAUUCAAGAACGGUUGUGAACCUGAGCUUAAUUACUACAUACUCAGUCGCUCAGCAUAUACCUCACUACUCGGAGCCAGAACUGAAGUCUCAUUGGAUGAAGUUAGCCAUAAUCACCUGGUUAACUCUGGAAGUUUACUGUACUAUAUUGUUACAUAGUACUAUAAUGAGUUCAGUGAAUAUACAAUAUACUCAUUGUACGAGAGCUUAUUUCAAUUGAAUUUCAGUCACAGAGUUAGUAGGAGUAUGAGAGUACAUUUUAUUUUUCUAAUAAAAACUUUCAAAUUUUGCCUUGCAAAAGUUGUACCUAAGAUUACACAAGACCAACACCACUGAAAUUAACUGCACCAUGUUGUUUGGGAGACACAUUCAAUGCUCACUGAAGAUAAUAUAGCACACACGCCUUGUGCCACUAUGAUAAAUUAGCAUAAGACAAUAGGAAACAGUGAUAUUUAUUUUACAAUGUUAUCUUUUCAAAAGCAAGAACAGAAAUCGAAAUUAACAGACCAACUUGUGAAAAUGCUGUAUGAUGUUUGGGGGACAGUUGGAGGCAGCAACGGAAAGAAAAUCUGUCAUGAGGGAUGAGGAGGGAAAGGUAAAAGAUGAAGAAAGAGCAAGGUGAAAAAAUUGUCUUCCCAGUCAAAUGGAUUGCAAGUAGUCUGGCUAAAUUAAUGACUGCAAUAAUGUGGAGAUACAGAAUUUUUUCUGAUAUUGGUAGUUUGUAAAUAGCAUAUGGAAAUUACAUUGGCAUUUCACAGAAGAUUCCAAAAAUAAUGCAACAAAUUAGGCAUAUCUAUGGUUAAAUUGUAGAAUAAGGAUAAAUGCGUAUAUAAAUAUCAGUUUAUCACCACCUGAUGAUACAUAGAUAUGGGGAAUAGUGCUUAAAUCCCUCCAUUCCUUGGCACCACCCUAUCUCUCUAACCUCUCU